AUGGAAUUGUCGAAUAUCACCGAUGGUUUGGCGGCUUUAGAAACUUUUGCCAUUGAUUCUAUAUCCGGGAAUUUGACCUCAACCCGGAUCCUCGACAGUGACCAAUCAACGGGAGGAACCGAGUAUUACGACAUCGUUGUCAAGGCAACGGAUUCCAGCAGCAACCAGAAAAACGUUGAUGGAAAGCUGCGACUGUUUCUAAGCAACGUGAAUGACAACGCUCCAAGUUUCAACCAAUCGGUUUACCGCUUUCAAAUUACCUGUGACAAUGACCUUGACAACCAGACGUUUGGACUGAAGGUCGUUGAUGAAGAUACGGGCGAUCUCCAUUCGUUUUCUAUUGAAUCCAAUAUUUAUAUGUCGAUAAACAGCAGCACGGGGGUGUUGACACCACUGUCGAGGCCAGGUUCUGUGUGUGACGAUGUUUCUUGGUCUGUGUUGUUAACAGUUACUGCUACAGACGAUGGCAGUCCCCUGCAGACCGGUGAAUGUUACGUGUUCCUGGAAUUCCUUCCCUGUUCCACUGACAACAGCUCGACCACAGACGCGUCUUCAGUGACCACCACAAUCUUGUCAGAUUCUUCCAGUAAUACAGAAGCUCCAACUACGACAAAGACAUCGCAAGCAGCAGCCUCGACUGUGGCCGACAUAGAGAAGUGGUCACUGAGAAUGGCCUGUGGGAUUCUCCUUGCCACUGUCAUACUGAUGGGAUCAGCUUACAUCAUCAAAUAUAUGUGGUGUUCAAAAUCUACAAACAAACCUUCGGUGGCCUCCUCACGCCCCAUCAGAGUUGCCCCUAAAUUAGCGACCUUUCCUGUUAAGCCAACAAUGUCGUCUGCGUCACGUGUAUCGUCACCUUCUUGGUCGACCGCGUCACGUAUUGCGUCACCGUCGUGGUCGAGGGCGUCACGUCUUGCGUCACCAGCCUGGUCGACUCCUGGUAGCUUUCCAGAACGAAGUACGCAGAUGACGUCAGUUCCAUCGAUUGAAUCACUGCAUUUGGUUUGAGUAACAUUUUCCAUGGACACUGAUGUCACGGAAGCUGCAAGCACGGGCGGGGCAACUAUAUUUACGUGCCCCUAUCCACAAGGGUUCAGGCACGCCCACCCCGGAUUCAGCCUCUGACUUCGCAAGCACUGGAGAUACCACAGUUAUCAGUACUUUUAUAGCGUUGCUAUAAAUACCAGUCUAUUAUCAGUACUUUUAUAAUGUUGCUAUAAAUACCAGUCUGUUAUCAGUACUUUUAUUCUCCCCCCCCCCCCCCCCCCACCUUUCCUGUCUUGGACAGAGAGGCCGGCCAAGGCCGGCACCUGUGCCCACGACAGGCGUGCGCUACAACAGCUUGCUCUGAACGUGCACGUAAAACCCUUUGACCUUGACCUAGUACUUUUAUAGUGUUGCUAUAAAUACCAGUCUGUUAUCAGUACUCUUAUAGCGAUGUUAUAAAUACCAGUCUGUUGUCAGUACGUUUAGCGUUAUUGUAACUAUUAUCCGUACUUGUAUAGCGUCGAUAUAAAUACAGUCUAACACCAGUACCUUUACAGUGUUGCCGUCGAUAUACAUUGUACCUUUAAAACACAGCAUCAGUGAUGGACAAAAUUCUCCAUUUAAUGAUAACUCGACCGGAACACUCUUGAUAUGUCGUCAAUAACAAAAUGUCAGAUACAUAUAGAGAUAUUUUACAUACUGUUCGCAAGUACUGCUGUAGUGUGUAAGGAAUAUAAUAUAACACACGAGAAACCAAAUGCCAACACACCAUGGCAUGAAACUAAAUAAUACAUGUUAUAGAUAUACUAGUAAUAUAUAUUGUCUGUAAAUAUUUAAAUAUAUUCAAGAUAUAUUUAAAUCUGUGUGUAUGCACAUAUGCAUGAAUGUGGAUGCAUGUGUACAUACGUACAUGU
Messenger RNA from Gigantopelta aegis, 1901 nucleotides. Its product is annotated as cadherin EGF LAG seven-pass G-type receptor fmi-1-like. The transcript has 6 exons. Lineage: Eukaryota; Metazoa; Mollusca; Gastropoda; Neomphalida; Peltospiridae. Bases 1 to 1008 code for a protein of 335 amino acids. Gene Ontology annotation, biological process: homophilic cell-cell adhesion. Gene Ontology annotation, molecular function: calcium ion binding. Gene Ontology annotation, cellular component: cell-cell junction; membrane. The record is from RefSeq and is a predicted model, not a curated record.